UGUCUAUGUGCCUCUUUAGUCGUUGAACUUUGUGAUUUUGUGAAACAGAAGAGAGGUUAAAAACCGCUUACGGUCGCAUGGAAAUAUAGUUUCCAUUUUACAAUCUUAUAUUGUUUUCUGCUUUAUCGGUACAAUGGCUGCCGUUAAAAAAGAGGAGGAACUAAAUAAAGUUGAGGGACUUGAAAAUGGUGAGGAAGAGGAACUAGAUGCUGUAGAGGAAGGCGAAACUAAAGAUCCCGCUAAGAAGAAGAAAAAGAAAAAGAAGAAGAAGAAGACAGAAAAUGAAGCCACAGCUGAAAAUGAUUCUGCUGAGGUAACAAAUGCUUCAGAAAAGAUUGAAGCUUUGACUGUUGAUGAUGCACCUGCUGAAGGUGAUGAAAAAAAGAAAAAGAAAAAGAAGAACAAAAAUAAAUCUGGCAAGGGGCCAACUAAGGAGCAAACCAACCCACCAACCAUCCCUAUUGCAGAGUUGUAUCCUGAUGGCAACUUCCCCGAGGGUGAGAUAACAGAGCAUGGCCCAGCUGAAGGCAUUGAUGAAAGAACUGCAAAGGAACGAUUCUCCAGCGAGGAAAAGAGAGCUCUUGAUAGACUGCACCAAGACAUCUAUCAGGAAAUCAGACAUGCUGCAGAGGCACAUAGACAAACACGUAAAUAUAUGCGCGAUUGGAUCAAGCCAGGCAUGACUAUGAUUCAAAUCUGUGAAGAACUAGAAUCAACAGCAAGACGUCUGAUUGGUGAAGAUGGACUGAAAGCUGGUCUGGCUUUCCCCACUGGUUGCAGCCGUAAUCAUUGUGCGGCUCAUUAUACUCCCAACACUGGUAUGCAACUGCCUUCUAUAAGUACAAACCAUA
Molecule: messenger RNA, 851 nt
Organism: Spodoptera litura
Lineage: Eukaryota; Metazoa; Arthropoda; Insecta; Lepidoptera; Noctuidae
Product: methionine aminopeptidase 2-like
Cellular component (GO): cytoplasm
Molecular function (GO): aminopeptidase activity; metalloexopeptidase activity
Source: RefSeq, a predicted model, not a curated record